CGUUGCCGUCCUCUCGUCUUCUCUCUCGCAAACCUUCGCGGGGCGGGCGCACAGUCCGGGGGCAGUUGUAUCAUCAGUGCUGCUUGUGCUCUGUUUUUUCACACGCGUGUGUACAUUGUCACAAACCUCCUGACUGAUGCUUUCUCGCCGCCUGUGUGCAUCUCUGCCCUCGGCGGGCAUGCACGCCUCUGUCUGUCGGUGUGUCUGUUCUUAUACACGUGUUACCCUUUCCGUACCAGUCAAUCCACGUGUCAAGCUCUCGAGAAGAAAUCUCGUCGCGCAGGCCAUCGUGCGUGCUGCGCGUGCGUGUCAUCAUUUCGCUCGUCUGUCCGACAUCUACCCCAGGUGUUUUUUGCUUAUUGAGUCUCUCUCUCCGCGAGUCUCUCGCUCUCUGCGAGUCUCUCCGCGAGCUGGCGCAACGCGGCCGCCUUCCGCAGCCUCUCUUGUGGUCGAUGAAACGGUCCUCCCUUCGGUAUUGACCAAGGAGGCUGUCGGCGGGCGGGUUGGUGCGGUGGAGCGAGAGUGGAGUACGCAGUACCUACCUACUUAUAUUUCCACAAGCGCGCCAAUAGAGUCUCACAGUAAGUCGGUUCAUCGUCCAGCAGGUGAGAGAGAGAGCGAGGAGCUGAAGGGACGCACGUGAACGAAAGCCUGAAGAGGAGAAGCUGGCAGGAGGAAGAAGAGGAAGGAAGAAAGAGGAGAGGGAGAGACACAAAGUAGGUAGAGGGAGAGGGAGAGGAGACGAUGGUGAAUGAUGUGUCUUGACUCUUUUGUCGUUCUUGCACUCAUCAUUCACACGGCUCGUACCUAAAUUCGUACGCGUGACACCCUGUAGUGAAUAUGGUCACGAAGUAGCAGUUCUCUCUAUCGGAAUGCCCCCCCUUGAUCGGUUCGGUAAUCGCACUCGUAACCAGAGUUAACGCACUCGUAACCAGAGUUAACGCACUCGUAAAAACGCAGUUUGCUCUUUGAGAAUGCCUUUCCCAUCCACUUCUUCCGUACCGAAGGGAAGGAGGUGAAGGGAGAAAUGGCCCCCUUUGAUCGGUUCGGUAAUCGCCUGCGCUGCGGACUCAGCCGCGCAUGAUAGCUUUUUGAAGGAAGAUGAGGUGACGUGGAUUGCAGUGAAGUUAAGUGAUAGGGGCUGCUGCCGACCCAUCUCCUCCUCACUAACUUCGCUGCAGCUUCUGAUGUGGUCAAUGAUUGGUCAAUGAUUGGUCGGAUGAUUGGUCGGAUGUUUGGUGGGAUUGCAGGAGAGCGCAUUCGUUGCGCAAUUUGACCGACACUGCCUGCCCAUCGCGUGUUAUAGUGUGCUCGUUCCUACCUCCAACUCUUAGCACUCUUCCGUUUAAUACCUGGUAGCGGCGGAAGUAGGUGGGUGAGCAAAAGCACAGGGUAUCAUCGGGAAGGGAGAUGCCGGUAAUCAAAAUGGAAGGAGUUAUGGUUUCGCGCCUUGGCUUGCCGAUGGACAUUGCGGCGGUAGCGGUCUCUUCAACGCUGGCGGCGGGAGGUGCAGGGUGCUCUGACGUCCUUUGUGAUAAGAGAGGCUCGACAAUGGUUCCGCGUGCAGUAGUGUCCAAGUGGGAUUGCCAUGGAGGAGCUGCCGCUGGUGACAGAUUCUCCUCCGCGGCUUUCUCCUUGACGUCAUCAUCUAUGCCCUCCACCUCGGUGCCGAAGGGAAUUUCCACGUGGCACCCGGUGAAGAAUUGUGGACUCUGUUGUUUUGGGUGGUCGGCUUCGGAUUGGGAACGGCAUGCGGAACGUUGUGUGUGCAAAGGUCCUCAUGGAUUACGAGCGUUGGUUUCGUCCUCUAGAGUAGGUCAGCGUACUUCCUCGACUGGCUUGCCAAUCAACGGGAGGAAGCGAGGAACGCCGUGCAGUGCUGCUCACUCUCCUGCGGCUGAAGCAGCAGACAUAGAUGGCGCUGGAACAGCGGUUGCAGUUUUCUCAGCCAGUGAUCGGAAUCGGAGCGGAGGUGUAUCCGUAGCAGCGAUUGCACCGAAGACGAGAACAAGACAAUCGGCCAAGGCAAUCAAUCUGGAGGGAUGGCUCGAAGAAUCGCUUGCAGAGAUAGUCAAGAACCUGCGGGACGCACCGUUCCUGCAAUUUGUGUUUGAUUCGUCUUCGAGUUGCGACACCCCAGUACAAGAGGUACGGUCGGUCAGACACCAGGUGCCGACCGAGUUUUUCCAAGACCCUGACAAAUGGGCUAGUGCAGACGAUACUGUUGCGAAGCUGUCCGGGUGUGCCGACGGCAUGAUCCUGGUGCAUAAGUUGCGGCAAGAGACGCUUACGAACGUUUAUGGCCCUCUUCGGUCGACCGAAGAGACGGGAAGUGAAGUGGCGCCAGAUGAUGAAGUGCAGGGUGACUCUUCGGAUCUCGAUCAGCCACACUCCUCCGGUAUGCCGAUCCAGGAAGGGAGGAAGUGGAGGCCCUGCUCUUCGCAGAGUAGUGGGGGAGAGUUACUGUGUGCGCGGAUGCCCAGGAGGGAAGGAAUGCAGGCUGAAGGGUAUCAGGGGGCAGGCGUUGGGAGCAGCAGUACGGAUAUCUGGGGCUUGGUUGUCCAGGGAAGAGAGAGUAAGCAUCACGCAUGUUACAUACUAAGGACCACGAGGGUCGUGGGUGAGUGCGGCACAUGCACACGGUUCAGCGUCGUUCGUGCCAAGUGCUUUGGCCCUUCUCUCCAUACGCAGCUGGAGAAUUCCUGGCUGAUGUAGGUACUAGGUGAGAAGACUAGGGGGGAAAGAAGAGAUAGGGAAGGAGGAAUGCGAGGGGAGGGGAGGGGAGGGAGUGUAAGUAUGUGGAGGAUAUCUUAGAUGGGAGAAGACGUGGCAUUGCAGUCGUCGUGCGGAGAAGGGGUAUCUUCUAAAAAUCUAAGGCGUCGAGAUUGUAUGCAGUUACUGCGGCUGCGGCUGGUGGUGGUGGUGGUGAAUCUGAUGAUCCUUGUUCUCAAGACAACGCGGUAAUGAUGAUGACGGUGUAAAUCGGAAAAAGAGGAUGAGGUGUUGGGGUCCGCGAAUUUUUGGAGUUCCAGUGUUGUAAAAGAGGGUCUGUACAGGUGAGAGGGUGAUGGCUGAUUUACCGGCUUGGCAGGCUGCAAGUGACCCACACGCAGCGCUUCUUAUCAGAAAGGCUUGUCUUGUGGGCUGUCCUGUCUAGUCCGCUGUGUAAAUCAAUGUACAGCGUGUGAGCGGGGGGCUAUUGACUGCAUGGAUAUGGGAAAGGAAGGGUUAAGGGAAUGCGCUUCAUGUGCGUUUGCUUGUUUGUUUGUUUGUUUGUCUUUGGUGUUUGUUUUUUUGUUUUUUUUUAUUCUUUUAUGUGAUAGUUUAAACCACCAGUACCGGCGAGGCUUCCCUAAGUUCUCUCCUGUACACACGGAGACGGUGCUUUCUGCGUACCGAUCUGCCUCCGGGCGGUUACUCUGAUCGGGAAAAUUUGUACAGGUGAGAAUUGUCCGCAUGAUAGUGGUGGUUUAAGGGGGCUGAGAAGGACAAAAGCAAAUGGAACGGAUUUAUUGGUUCCUUGUUUGUCUUUAAUCUUGGUUGGCGAGCAGGGACGACGAGGCAUACGCAGUCUGCUCUCUGUUUUUUUUUUUCUUUUUUCUUUUUUCUUUACCAUGUGCCUUUGCGGAAGCUGGUGAAGGUUUCAGACACAAUAAAUUAAAUCAGUCUGUCAAUCAGUUCAAAGGAAGGCUUCGCGAUCAGCAAUAUAGACCGCCGGUUCACCCGAAGCAAAGUACUGCGUUUGCCGGUAUUCGCAGUAAGUAAGAGCUUCUCGAUUCGGACCCGGGUCGGUAUAGAAAGGGGCAGACCACUUUGGACGGCGCGCAGUUGCAGGCUCGUGAGCCUUCUGAGGUAUAGCUUCGUCAACUUGGGCUUGUGUGAACUCGUCGUUUUAACGGUUACGACUCUGGAACGUGUGACGAGCUGCAAAGGCUGUGUGCUGCGGCUGCUGAUUAGCGGAUUUGUUAUAUUUUCAUCUAGAUGUGCAUAAGGUUAGGAACUUAGGAUUUAUAUAUGCAGAUAGGAUCGGGGUGUAAGUGGAUGGUGGUUUUCUCUGGUUUCUAGUGUAGGCGGGCUGUGGUUUUCUCUGGUUUCUAGCGUAGGUGGAUGGCGGUUUUCUACGGUUUCUAUGUGUAGGUAGCUCACUUUCUCUGAUGUCUUUGAGGGGUGGAAAGUUGUUUCCUUUCGGUUUGUUUUUUUAGUGGGGAUGCAGAGGGAACUGAAAUGGUAGGGGAUUGAAGAUGGUGAAAGAUAUGCAAUAGCUGCAGGCUGUGGCAAUUGAUGUUAAAACUACGGAAGUUAGUAGGAAAGGUGGUUUUACAGGAGGCGACACCUUGUGACACGCCCUGCAGGUGCCAGCCAAUGCGAAGGUUAUCAAGCUGUGGAGAACAGAUGGUUUAUGAUGAUGGUUCCACUCUUCUGUCCUUGGUAUUUGUUGAGCUGCUCGAGCAUAAUUGUGUAGAUUGGCUCUGAUGGCAUGCUUGCUGUAGAUAGGCAGAUAGCAUGGUUUAUGCAAACUGGGUGUGAAUCAGAUAGAUAGAUAGAUAGAUAGAUAGAUAGAUAGAUAGAUAGAGAUAGAGAGAUAGAUAGAUAGAUAGAUAGAGAGAGAGAGAGAGAGAGAGAGGAGGCUGAUGGGUGAACUUUACUGUGGACUGUUUUAAAUCCACCUUUGGUUGGUUUUCCCCAGUGAGAAAUGAAGUUAGAGACUGACAGAACCGACACUACUUUUGCAACUGCACGGGCAGAAUUUGGGAAGGGAUGGUGCAUGGGCACUCGUGACACGUUAUGGCACGGCACGUGCAAGACGGUGCAGCACUUUCUGCCACGGCACGUGCAACACUUCAGCUUUUUUUUAUAAUCAUUUGUACUACUUCAGUUGGACGGCGCACUCAAUUUUUGUCGAAGUGGCGCCAAUGGGUAGAGGUCGUUUAUUUUUUCCGGUCACUUGCUACUUCAAUUUACUUGUAAGGGAGAUAUAUUCAAAAGCUUGCCCUGCUGUUGAUCUAUGUUCAUCGGGCUUUCAGGAUGAAGCGUGAGAGUCGUUGAGAGCAUCAUGGAUAUUGUAUUACUUUCCAUUGCACUCAAAAGGUUGUGUUUGCUGAUGAUUUAUGUCCGCAUGGCGUUCAGGAUUAAGCCUGAGAGCCCUACAGAUCUUACCCAUUGCACAUUUAUUAUGAGAUAAUCGUUGGUUGUUUGCGUGCUGAACGUCU
Molecule: messenger RNA, 5210 nt
Organism: Chara braunii
Lineage: Eukaryota; Viridiplantae; Streptophyta; Charophyceae; Charales; Characeae
Source: the annotation of a GenBank genome assembly